AUGGACUUCCUCGCCAGCUUCAACUUCCGAGACGAGGAGCCCAGCAGGCUCGACAGCCAGCCGCAUGCCUCUAUUGAGGAAUUGCAGUCGCAGCUCCGUGAUGUCUUCAGCGGCAAGGUCAGCGAGACUCGGGCGGAGCGUGUUGCGACAAGGCUGGACCUCGCAGCGGCAGCCCAGUUGACGCUUGGAGUGUCGGAGGGCGAUGGUCAUGCGCUGGAGGGGCUGAGCAGGCUGGAUCCGUCGCUGGGAGGAGCUCAGUCGACGGGCGAGCAGACGGGCCGUGUGGUGCGCGUGAGCGACGCUCUGCUGAACCAGCCGGCCGACGAUCCAGUGUUGCAGAGGUCCAUUGCCAACCACCUCGUGGCUGCGGUUGGCCAGGUCGACGGAAGUGAAUGGGCGGUGCGGGAGGUGUCGCGAGCAACGCAGGACUGGGUCUUUUCGUAUGUCUGCAAGGGCUCUAUGCAGCACUGGCAGCGACAGCACAAGAGCCAGGUCAAGCCACCGGUUGCUGAAUACUCACAGAGAGAGAUUGAUCCUCUGUUAGCAAGUCGGCCUGCCUUUGACUGUCGAGGAUCGCUCAUCAUAUCCUUUUCUCGAAAUAGUAGAGCUAUAUUCAUUGACUAUGACCACAUUCCGCUCCACCGCACAGUCGCCCAACUCGCAACCUUGUUCAAGCCUCCGCCUCCACGACGUCCUCUCCCUACCGUAGAUAAACAGCCUAAGACGCCAAAUGCAUCGAGGAAGAAGAGAGAUGCCGACAAAACGCCUGGUGGUGAAGGCAACAAGUCGAGGAAGAGAAAGAGGAAAACAGGCGAUGCUGGGGCCGCAGGUGAACAAGGUGUACUCGAUUCUCAGGACGCCGCCGCUGUUCAGAUAAGCCAGCUUCAGUUAGGAGAAGGGAGCGGCAGCUCAACUGGCCAGCAGCAGCAUGCUCAGGAUGUGGCAGCAGCUGCACAAAACUCGGCUGCAGGGCUGCUCACCAUCAACGUCUCGCCCGAGGAGGCGGAGCGGCGUCGAAAUGUCGCCAUGGUCAUGCUUCAGGGUGCUGGUGUUGAUCCAGACUCUCUUUCCCCGGAGCAGUUCAACAUUUUUGCAAAUCAAUCCCCAGAACUACAGAAGGAGUCGCUUAAUAUGCUGGUUAAGUACGGUGCAGAGCGUCUUCGCAUUGUACAUCCCGGCAACAAGGAGGGCUCUGCUCCGCCUUCUACCUCAAAUCCAUCAUCUACUUCUGCGACCCAGAGUAACAUACAGGGAAGCUCAUCUGGCCCGGUCACUACUAAUGAACUGGUGCUACAAACCUCCACUCCUACAAACAAGAAGAGCCGAAGGAAGAACAAAGCGGCGAAUGGUGAGGGCGAAGAAGCAAAUGCAGGCUUAGAAGACGCCGGAAGCGCCAAGAAAUCGAGACGAAGGGGGGGCAAGUCGAGAAUUGCCUGUGCCCAGUGUAAACAGCGCAGAGUCAAAUGCCCGAGAGAAACACCAAUAUGUAGCGGGUGCCGUGAGGCGGGUUUGAUCUGUGAAUAUGCCGCCCCCAAACCAAAGAAAGUGAAGUCCAACGCCAUCAUCACAAUAGAAGAUGAGCAAGAUGGGGAGGAAGAGGAUGAACAGGAUGAGGCCGAGGUUGAAUUAGAUGACGAAACACUACCAGAAGACCAGCAGCUUCAUGAAGAUGCAGAGGGUUAUCCUGAGCUGCCCGACAAUUCUGUACACCACCAAAUGCCAAUUGGAGAUGUGUUGGCCAACAACAUGGCUGCUACUGCUACUGACUGGGAACAAAAUCACGUCCCGCACGACUAUUUCAACCAUACAAACAUGGGCGUCUCCGAGGCAGGCUCUUCGCAACCCUCACAACAGAGCAGUAUGCCGCUGUCGGAUUUAAUCCUGCCUCACGGACGCCAGUACUACCCCAACGUUCCGGCAUCUGAGGUGCAGGACCAGACGCAGACGCAGACGCAGACGCUUACACAGCCAAUGGCUCAUGAACGCAUGAAAAAGCCAACCAAGUCGUCAGCAAAAGGGUCUGGGCGUAACGCAGCGACUAGGAACACUAAUCAAGAGGACAGACACAGCUCCUUGAAUACCACGGCAGCUUCGGACUGGUCUAAUGGCGGCAACCCAGUUACUCAGGCGGCAGCGGUUGUAGCAGCAGUCGUAACAUCGAUGCAGAACCAGACUCCCCAGGAGCCCGCCUACGGAAUAGCAGACUCAUCUGGCCGGAGCAGUGCUUGGCGGUCCACGGCGAUGCCCCAGGCGUUGGAGAAUUCUCAGCAACAUAAUGUGGCUGCGGCAUCACUUCAACGCACUGGAGCUGUUUCGCCAAUGAAUGUUGUUUCACGAGCCACGAGCAGCCCCCGGACGGGCAAGCGCCAGACACGAGGUGCGGUUCACGAGACAUCAACAACAGAUGCCUUUCAGAGCCCAAACAUGUCGGAUCCAAAGCAGCAACAGCAACAGUCAAAAACUCAUGGGCAAGGACUACAAGCGCCAGCUGGCAUGGCUGGCUCUGGGACGUAUAACAGCUACGACCGUUAUUCUAGCACCCGAGCGCCAGAAGCAGCUUCAACCGACAGAAUUACAUACGAGCCAUAUUCAUAUCAGAGAGAUGCGACCAACACCACCUCGUAUACGAACUAUGGCCACGGUUCACAUGCCGCGACGACAACGACGGCCACUGCUAGCAUGCAGGCGCCAACGUCAGUCUCUGCAGAUCGCUCAGGCUCACAUGCUUAUGGCUCCUACGCGAAUACAUCCCGAAACACCUCACAUACCAACCAGACAUCCCACAUGGCGCCGAGGGGAAAUGCACAAGCACAAGACUUUAGUAACAAUAACUCGGACUUGACACGUAAUUCCCGGCAGAACUUCAACUCCCGACCACAGAGUUCGACGUCCAGGCCGAGCCAGAAUGCAGCGAAGCAAGACCGAAACUAUCCCGCUUACUCAUCGCAGAUUCAGCAACAGCAGCAGCAGAAUACUCGCCAGCGUGUGGCUCAACAGCAACAGCAGCAGCAUGCACAGCAGCCAUCCCAGCACCAGGCGUGGUACGGCUUCAACGGCCAGUCGGGAACUGGCUUUGCGGCUACUUCUGGUCAUGGCUCAAAUUAUAGCUGGAACAUGCCAGGUGAUUCAUGA
Trichoderma harzianum CBS 226.95 is the source of this 3132-nucleotide messenger RNA. RefSeq lists its product as hypothetical. Gene Ontology annotation, molecular function: DNA-binding transcription factor activity, RNA polymerase II-specific; zinc ion binding. NCBI's taxonomy places the organism in Eukaryota, Fungi, Ascomycota, Sordariomycetes, Hypocreales, Hypocreaceae. Gene Ontology annotation, biological process: regulation of DNA-templated transcription. Bases 1 to 3132 code for a protein of 1043 amino acids. The record is from RefSeq and is a predicted model, not a curated record. The transcript has 3 exons.